This is a messenger RNA of Pogonomyrmex barbatus (red harvester ant), 2325 nucleotides long. RefSeq names its product serine/threonine-protein kinase PLK1. Gene Ontology annotation, cellular component: centrosome; spindle pole; cytoplasm. Gene Ontology annotation, biological process: mitotic spindle organization; protein phosphorylation. The record is from RefSeq and is a predicted model, not a curated record. NCBI's taxonomy places the organism in Eukaryota, Metazoa, Arthropoda, Insecta, Hymenoptera, Formicidae. Gene Ontology annotation, molecular function: ATP binding; protein binding; protein serine/threonine kinase activity.
AUGAUCGCAGGAGAAAUUCUUGGGAUUGGGAGUUUGAGAUUUCUAGGACUCUAGAAAGAAGGACGCGCCUUUUAUUCCUUCCUCCACAAUCAUCAUAGGAGUAUAGUCAUAAAGUCGUCGGGAAGAUGAGGAUUAUUGUCUGAAAUUUCUUCCCGAGCGCUCAAUCCUGCGGAUUGACGCAACGGUUCGUUUUUUUUUUUUUUCACAUUUCAGGGUGGCUUCGCGAGAGUCUACCUGAUGACCGACGUCAGCAACGGGAACCAAUACGCCUGCAAGAUCAUCCCGAAGAAUCGGAUGCAGAGGAUCCACAUGCAGAAGAUCGCGCGUGAGAUCAUGAUCCACAAAGAGCUGAAUCACGUGAACGUCGUCCAGAUGCAUCACUACUUCGAGGACAAUCUCAACGUGUACAUGCUCCUAGAGGCCUGCCCGCGAAAGAGCUUGAUGCACGUGCUGAAGUACCGUGGCAAAGUCACGGAACCGGAAGCUCGUUACUACAUGAAGCAAAUGGUGACCGGCGUCGCGUACAUCCACUCGCAGAAAGUCGUUCACCGGGACCUGAAGCCGGGCAACAUGUUCCUGUCGGACCGGAUGAUCGUCAAGAUCGGUGAUUUCGGCCUGGCAACCAGGCCCGAUGGCCAGCGUAGACGAGUGACGAUAUGCGGCACGCCGAACUACAUCGCUCCGGAAGUGCUGUACAAGCAGGCGUACAGCUACGAGGCGGAUGUUUGGGCGUUGGGCUGCAUACUGUACGCCCUGCUGGUGGGGCAGCCACCCUUCGACACGGCCACGCUCAAGGAGACCUACGCGAGGAUCUGCAACAAUCAUUAUCGCGAGGUCGACGACAGCAUCGCGAGCAAGAGCGGCCAGGAUCUGAUCAGGUGGCUGCUGCAAUCCAACCCCGAGCUGCGACCGAGUCUGGAGAGGGUGAAGGAGCACGCCUACCUCACCAAGGAAUACGUGCCCGCGUCUCUACCGCACACUUGCUGCUACCAAAUGCCGCCGGCGUCGAUCAUCGAGCCACCCUCGUCGCCGUCCUCGAUGUCGACGGUCGCCAGGAAUCCAGAGGUUAAAGCGCAGAUAUGGCAGCAGAGCUUUGUUUAUCCCGACGCGUCGCUGCGUUAUCAGCAACAACCGAUGCAGACUCAGCAAGCGCAGCAUCAGCAACAGCAGCAGCAGCAGCAGCAACAGUCGCAGCACCAGCAACACCUGCUGAAUCGCUCGCAGAAGAGCCUGCAGAAGGAGUCCAAGGUCUCCAGCUGGCUCGUCAGGAAGCUGCCCAAGCUACCGCGAUUCCGGCAGCGGCUCAGCAGCGUGCUCUGCCCGGAUCACAAGAAGACCGGCCUCGUGGCGCAGAGCGUGCAGAUGCAUCGCGCGCUGGAGGCGUGCGUGCCGGAAAUGAAGCGGAAUAACGCGUGCAAUCCACCGACCGUGGAGGACAUCGUGCCCCUCUUUGUCACCAAGUGGAUCGAUUACUCAAACAAGUACGGGCUGGGCUUCCAACUUUCCGACAGGUCGGUCGGCGUUCUCUUCAACGACAACACGAAAAUUAGCUACACUCACGAUAGGAGAAGAGUGGAGUACAUGACGACCGACGACGAGAUGACGCGGUACCAUCGAGAGAGGGACGUGCCGGCUCCGUUGCAGAAGAAGCUCGAGUUACUUCGUCAUUUUACCGAAUACAUGGACGACUUUUUGACAGAGGGUGGUGAACUGAAAAAAUAUCGCGCGCCACCGCGACAGUCGAAAAACGCUUGCGUGCCACGAAUGAGACGGUGGCUGCGUACGGACAAGGCCAUCGUGAUGGAGCUAACGGUACCCCUCCUGCAAGUGAACUUCUUCGUGGACCACACGAAGAUGGUGGUGUCGCAGGAGUCCGCGGGGGGAAGGGGCUACCUGAUCACUUACAUCGACACCGGCCGACACGCGUCCUCCUAUUGGCUGAACGACCUGCGUGACUUCGGCUGCACCCCGGAUCUCUACGAGCGUCUCUACUACGUCUGCAAGGUGACGCGCGAGUUCGCCGAGCUGGACAACAACACGAUCGCCUGACGAUCGCCGGCGGAAUCUCGGGGGACGUGCGCCGUGGUUCCCUCAAGAGCCGCCGAGACGGCCGAACUGGCGGCGAGAUCUCUCAGAUACCUGUUUUAACUCUCAGCAACUCUCAGCGACUUGUUCUUCUUCAUAAAGCGGCAGUUGAGUGUCGGUGAAAAAGUUCUUCGGCUACAAAAAGUCGAUAAUUAUUAAUUACCGCGAUCGAACUUUUUCUCUUUGAAUUUUAAUUACCACAAAAUGGGGAAACAAAAAUAGUCCUGUUUCUCUCUCUCU